This is a messenger RNA of Dentiscutata heterogama, 336 nucleotides long. NCBI's taxonomy places the organism in Eukaryota, Fungi, Glomeromycota, Glomeromycetes, Diversisporales, Gigasporaceae. The record is from the annotation of a GenBank genome assembly.
AAAAAAGAACAAUAUCUCCGAAGUUAUUCAGAAGAAAGAUUUGCUUAUUUGGAAUCUAAACUUCGAGAAUUUGACACGAUUAUUUCUUACAAAUUACAAGAAGAACAAGCUAUUAGUGUUCCGCGUAGCAUGAUGCAAUUUAUGUUUUUACCAUUUAACAUUGCAUUCACUAUACUGGGCUAUGCUACUUAUUUUUUACCGAGAUCUUUACGGGGUGCAAGACCAGCUCCAAUGCUACAGCCUGCUUCAAAUUCUGAUGAUGAUGAUGGCAAUAGAUCAAAUGGUUAUAUAUCACAGCAAGAAAUUUCAUUCUCUGGAAGUUUACAAAAAUAUUAA